AUAUUGAGUGAGGAAGACCUCCAGAAAAUGGGAGAACAUCUUACCUUAUUAUUGUGCGAAACAAAGCAUAGAGGUGCAUUUGAACAGGCUUAUGUUGGCUUUUGUAAACUAACUUCCAGGCUAUGGAGUUUUCCGGAUGGAUCACUGCACAUGAUUCCUAGGAAAUGGUUGAAACAGACUCUAGAAGAAAUUGCAAAUUACAAAAGACUGUGUACUACAAGACGCAGUGCUGGAGUCCCAUUCAUGAUUCAGGCUCUGGUGUGCACUGAACUGAGCGUGGGUGGCGGUUCCUGUUUCUCAAGCUGCAUGGAGGAACUGUUGGCUCUCACCAGGCAGGAACACACACACUCGACGGAGGCUUGCACGCACGCGCUCAACAUACUGCGCGCGCUCUUUCGCAACUCGCAGCUCGGCGAGGCGGUCAGCUGCUAUGUUGAGGCGUCAUUCAUCACGGCUAUGAAUAUGUUCAAAUCGAGCGCUUGGUCGGAGCGCAACGCUGCCACCCUCCUGCUCGCGGCGCUGAUGACGCGCGUGUUUGGUGUGCCGCGAACGAAGGGAACAGCGCUCAGCUGGAAGAACCGGAUGACAGGGCGCAUAUUCUUCCAGCGCUACCCACAGCUGUACGGCUACCUGCUCACUGAACUCAGGUCGGUGGAGGCGAGCCAGUGCACUGUUAAACCCACCAUCUACCCGGCACUCUUGCUGUUGAGUCGACUCUACCCGUCGUCGCUAGAGGGCACUGAUAGCAACCUCAAGUUGGAUGCUUUUAUACCAGCCAUAACGAAUUGUGCCAGCUCAACUGUGAUGAAAACCAGACUGCUCUCUGCCAGAGCUAUUGUCUCGUUGGUCACACCCGAUAUAUUCGUGUCACAUCUCAAGUAUCUGUUCACAAAGAUAUUUGAUAGCACCAAAGAAAAUACAACUCAUGGUCUGCUUCUACAGGCGAUUGAACUGCUCCGAUCGAUACCCACACUCUCAGAUACAGAUGAAGACAAACUGAAGCAAGAAAGUGAACAAUGGAUCAGUCAUAUUUCGAAGAUAUUCGAAAGCAAAACGUUGAGUAACAGCCUCAUAGUAUGCAGCGCUUACAUUGUGGUUCUCUCUCUUCUUCACAGCAAAUACGUCAUGAAAAGCAACGAGCUCUGGUUGAGGCUUGGAAGUCAAAUUGAAAAACAUUUAUUCAGCACAAAAAAGAAUUCAGUUGGCGAAAAUGAGUUCGCUGUAGCUGCCACUGAUUUCUUGCUUGAAAUGAUGGUGAAGAACGUUAAUCAAUCACAGAAAUGUCGAGAGAAAGUUGCAGGGUUGAAUAUACAUCUAGUUUGUCUACUCUCGCAUAAACUGUACGAAGUGAAAAACAAGGCAUUCGAUUUUAUGUUGUACCUGUUGAAACCGUAUGACGACUCUGAUGACUGUUUUGACUUCGGUACUCCAACUUCACUCCUCAAAGAUUCGAUUCUCAACAGUGAUGUCCUGUCACGGAUGAUUCUGUCGUUUUUCUUCUCGUCGAAGAUACACACCCAAGAUUUUUUGAAAGUGUUGGAGGUGGUUACGCACCACCCGAAAGCGCUCACGUUUGUCAAGAAAUCGGGAGGUUUGGACUUGAUUUUGGAUCUGUGUAGGUCGGAUAACGAGACGACCGUUUGUCUGGCCUUGGAGUGUUUGCUGAAGGCACUUCAUCUCAUGGAGCCUGAUUCGAAAGCUGAUGUUUCGUGCUAUAAUUUGGAAUUAAUAUGUGAUAUCGUUGUGAAAAAUUGUUCACCCGAAUCAAAUCUGGAUUAUCGCAUAGUUAUUACAAAGUGGUUCAAUUCUGAGUCUUUUACCAUACUUCCUCAUCUAUCAGAUUUGAACAGGUUACGUCUAUGGAACGCUUUAAUGAGACUUUGCUGUGAUGAGGAUCUAGAAGUACAUGCGGCUCUAUUUUCAACGUUCUGUCAAGUGAAAACGAUUCACUUGUUUAUGAGCAAAUUUGUCAUCGAAGAGACCAGCGACAUUGUGAAGAUGAUGGCGCUAACUGCCUGGACCGUCGGCACAUUUGAUCUCGAAAUAUUCAACAACGAGCCAGAUGAUAAGGCUUUCGACAGUGGCGAACUAUCAGCAACCUUCGAGGAACCAGUUCUGAGUGCGAUAGCGGCCGGCCACCUGCAGAACUUCCUCAUAGAAAACGACAAACUGAUGAAAACGGAAAUCGGCGAAGAGUUUAUCAGUUGGAUGGCUAGCAGCUGUGGCAUAGGUGCCCUGGCGAUUGCUCGAACCAUUUCCGACAUUGGCAACAUCAUCGAAACGGAAAUAUCCCAGAAGUCUGCUCAACUGGGCACCAGCUAUUGCAACUUCCUCAAACCAGGCUUCAAAACAAUAGUAUUGUCACAAAUUAAGAUGAAAAAUUUGUCUCAAUACUCGUGAUAGUUACUUGAUAUUCUUGUAGAAAUUCAAAACAUUAGUAUUUUUUCAAAUUAAGAU
Nilaparvata lugens (brown planthopper) is the source of this 2457-nucleotide messenger RNA. Its product is annotated as thyroid adenoma-associated protein homolog. Bases 28 to 2400 code for a protein of 790 amino acids. The transcript has 9 exons. Gene Ontology annotation, cellular component: cytosol. The record is from RefSeq and is a predicted model, not a curated record. Gene Ontology annotation, biological process: tRNA methylation. Lineage: Eukaryota; Metazoa; Arthropoda; Insecta; Hemiptera; Delphacidae.